Messenger RNA from Penicillium canariense, 912 nucleotides. Its product is annotated as putative methyltransferase. Gene Ontology annotation, molecular function: oxidoreductase activity. The coding region runs from base 1 to 912 and encodes 303 amino acids. The transcript has a single exon. Lineage: Eukaryota; Fungi; Ascomycota; Eurotiomycetes; Eurotiales; Aspergillaceae. The record is from RefSeq and is a predicted model, not a curated record.
AUGUCGACUACAACCACAACUGCUCCCCCUUCCACCACCACCACAACCACCACUACUACAACCGGCGCAGCAUCAAGCUACAUCCCCCGCGGCCCAACCACCGCCGAACUCACCUUUUACGCCCCGCCACCCGACAACUCCGCACCCUUCAACUACGUCGAGUCCCCACCCGCCGGCCAACCUAAAUACAACUACAGCGAACACACCCAACCAGUCGCACUCACCGACAUCCGCGGCGCCGAAGAAGCUUUCACCCUAGACAAAGACUCCUUCCAAGCCCUCCAAAACAUCCCCUCAUCCACCACAUACACAACCUUCGACUCCGACGCCGCCGUCCGCGAAACAUACUACCCGGAAGUCGAAGCCCUGCUCCUCCAACAUAUCCCAGGUGCCCACAAGAUAGUCCUCUUCGACCACACCAUCCGCCGCCAGAAAGAAGGCGCCGCCCGCCAACCCGUGAACCGGGCCCACGUCGACCAAACCGCCGCCGCGGCCCUCGCCCGCGUGAAGCUACACAUCACCGACCCAGCCGAAGCAGACGCCCUGUCACAGGGCCGCUACCGCAUCGUGAACGUCUGGCGGCCCCUCGGCGGCGACCCGGUGCAGUCGUCGCCGCUGGCGUUUGCAUCUGCAGCGUCGGUGGACGGCGCGGACCUCGUGGCUAUUCAGCACCGGUAUCCGAAUCGCACGGGCGAGACGAUGGGCGUGCAGUUCAAUCCGGCCCAGAAGUGGCAUUAUUGGUCUGGCAUGACGGGGGAUGAGCGGUUGUUGCUGAAGUGUUCGGAUUCGAGGGGGUUGAGAGAGGGGGAUGUUGCGCAGUGGGUGCCGCAUACCGCGUUUUGGGAUGUCAGGACGCCCGAGGGGGCACGGCCGAGGGAGAGUAUUGAGGUGCGGGCUUUGGUGUUUGGCUGA